Messenger RNA from Tarenaya hassleriana, 1511 nucleotides. Its product is annotated as secretory carrier-associated membrane protein 1. NCBI's taxonomy places the organism in Eukaryota, Viridiplantae, Streptophyta, Magnoliopsida, Brassicales, Cleomaceae. The transcript is spliced from 13 exons. The coding region runs from base 241 to 1152 and encodes 303 amino acids. Gene Ontology annotation, biological process: protein transport. Gene Ontology annotation, cellular component: trans-Golgi network membrane; recycling endosome membrane. The record is from RefSeq and is a predicted model, not a curated record.
CGUCUUAUCCUCACGCGCCAAACGUUCCCAAUUCAGUUUCUCAUCCAUUUUCCUGAGAACCAAACGUAACCGAGAAAACAGUUCCUCGCUACCAGUGACCCUCGACGAAUUGCCUUAUUCACUGUCAGCACUCUCGGCCGCGUCGCAAAUCUAGUUUUUGUUUUUCUUUUCGGCUGCUUUUCCUUUCUUUCCAACGCGAAUUUCCAGAUCUGACUAUAUUGGAUCUGCUGUUACGAUUCAAUGUCUCGCUACGACUCUAAUCCGUUUGAAGAGGACGAGGUCAAUCCCUUCGCGGACCAAAGUAACAAAAAGGGGACAGGGCAGUCAAAUUUUGGUGGAGGUGCCUUUUUUAUGCCUAAUUCUGGAACUGUUCCUCCUGCAACAUCAAAGCUUUCCCCUCUUCCACCUGAACCAUAUGAUCGUGGUGCCACAAUUGAUAUUCCUCUUGACUCUGGGAAGGAUGUGAAAGCUAAGGAGAAAGAUCUUCAGGCAAAAGAGGCUGAACUGAAGAGGCGGGAGCAGGAACUAAAACGCAGAGAAGAUGCAAUAGCAAAAGCUGGGAUCGUGAUAGAGGAAAAAAAUUGGCCUCCAUUUUUUCCUCUCAUUCAUCAUGACAUUGCAAAUGAGAUACCUAUCCACCUGCAGCGGAUCCAAUAUGUUGCGUUCACCUCAUUGUUGGGUCUUGUGGUGUGUCUGUUAUGGAACAUUGUUGCUGUUACCACUGCAUGGAUUAAGGGAGAAGGUCCAACAAUAUGGUUUCUUGCUAUUAUUUAUUUCAUAUCUGGGGUUCCUGGAGCUUAUGUUAUGUGGUAUCGGCCUCUUUACCGUGCCAUGAGGACUGACAGCGCUCUGAAGUUUAGCUGGUUUUUCUUGUCGUAUCUGUUCCACAUCGGAUUUUGUGUAUUUGCUGCGGUUGCUCCACCAAUCAUCUUCAAGGGCAAGUCGCUCACGGGUAUCUUGCCUGCCAUUGACGUCUUGAGCGGGAAUGCCUUAGUUGGGAUCUUCUACUUCAUAGGCUUUGGUUUCUUCUGUCUGGAGUCACUGAUCAGUAUCUGGGUUAUUCAGCAAGUGUACAUGUACUUCCGAGGAAGUGGGAAAGCAGCGGAGAUGAAGCGUGAGGGGGUGAGAAGGACAAUGAUGGCUGCGCUAUGACAUGAUGAUAAUCAACAUUCAUACAUAUAAAAAAAAAGGCAUACGUGAGGGUAUCAUGGCUCUUUUUUUGUUGGGUUUGGUUGUCGGAAUGAGAGUGGCAGUGGGUGUGAGGGGUGGGCCUUGCCUUGCGGGAGUUGGACCAUCGUUACGUUCGUUCGUUCAUUCACAUUGGGAAUUGGAGAUAGUGUGUGUGAUUUGAUUUCCUACACAUUAAGUUUUAGACUCUACUUACACACACACACACACACACAUAUAUAUAUAUGCAUGGUUGCUGUUCGGAUUAUGUCUUACUUCUCCGAAGCUAGGAUAACCGAGAACAAUGUAACUCUUGACCAUUAUUCCAGAGGUUUACAGCAACA